AGCGAAUAACCUCAGCUGCCAGAAUGCCACUCUGCCACUCUGCCCACCGCGUCCGGCAUUCCGUGGCCAGCGUGGGCUUGCCUGCCUGCGAAUGCGUGGGAAAUGUGAUAGCAACUCCUACCAUCGGCCGUCGGCCAACAAGCUGACGUUUUCGCACUCGACGAUCCUUCCGAUCUGACAGCAAUGGCCCCGUUAGUAGUUAGCGGGUGGCACAUGAUAAUUGACGUAACCUUGAGAUCUAUGCCCUCAGUAAUCUCUACCAUGGUCCGCGGACAUGAUACCUACCUACUUAAGUGUCUCAUCACACGCUCCGAUAUGCCCGCCGUAGGCCCUUUAUAUCUCUCGUCUCCUCCUCCCCCGAGAGAAUACCACCCAUACUAUAAGGUAGUACCUUAAUAUAUUGAGAGGCAAAAAAUAACCAUGACUUCCAAAAUGGGCAUCGUAGUAGACCCAGAAUACGCGCAGAUCCUAGCGAAAUCCAGCGGGCAAUCCGGGGAUAACAUCACUACCGACGUCCUAGCCAUCCGCGCCUGGACCAAUGCGCUCAUCGAGGCCGCCUCCAAGGCCCAUCCGUAUCCCGAGGGCAUGCGGGAGAGCACGCACUCCACCACGUCACUAGACGGCACCAUCCUGCAUAUCACCCGCUUCCUGCCGCUGUCCGUGCAGAAGGAAGAAGCGGAAGCUGCGGCGGAAGCCGCGGCGGGUGCGGAGGCGGGGAAAGACGGAGGUGCGGAUAAAAAGGAUAAAAAGGCUAAGCGGCGCCCGAAAAGAGCCGUAGUAUUCGUGUUCGGCGGCGGCAUGAUAUCCGGCACGGUGCAAGCGUCGCGCGGCUUCAUCGCCGCCGUGGCCGAGAACAGCCAGACCCAGGUCUUCGCGCCGCAGUACCGCAUCGCGCCCGAGCACCCGUACCACGCCGGCGUCGACGACGUGUACGCGACGAUACAGUGGCUGCAGCGCAGCGCGGCGGACUUCGACGUCGAUCCCAAGCGCGUCAUCAUCAUGGGCCAGAGCGCCGGCGGGGGCGUCGCCGCGGGAGUCGCGCUUAUGGCUAGGGAUAAGGGGUUGGAUCCCCCGCUUGCCGGCCAGUGUCUGAGGUACCCGAUGUUGGAUGAUCGCACGUGGUACCCGGAGAGCGAUCCGAGGAAUAAGUAUUGGACGUGGAGCGUGGCGGCGAAUGAUAUGGGGUGGACGUAUUAUCUGGGAGGGUUGAAGAAAGAGGACAGAAACGAAGAGACCGUACCGUGUUAUGCCGUGCCUGCGCGGGCCAAGGAUCUGCGGGGGUUGCCGCCAACGCAGAUCGGCGUGGGUAGCUUGGACCUGUUCAAAGACGAGAACUUGGAUUACGCGGCGCGGUUAGUGAAGGCGGAUGUUGGUGUCGAGUUCCAUCUGUAUCCCGGCAUGCCGCAUGGCUUCGACGGGCCGCACGGGUUCACCGGAGUCCCCGCGAUGAGGUUGACUGGUGAGAUGUGGGAGGACGAGGCGAGAUGGAUUAUGAAACUGUAGGGCUGGGUAAGCGACGUUGUUUACGUUUUGUUUCUUGUCUGCAUAAAUUGUGUCGGCUCAAUGCCAAAAACAUGCGGGAUAUGGUUUUUGGGUAUGCAGCCUUGUUGGAACGGUCUUGCAAUAUACCCAUCUUCUGUCGUUCUCGCUGGGAUCGGUCGUCUAUUGUAGGAAUAAGGGUACUACUUCUCGGAUUGUUAGCAUGGUUAUCAGUAUGGUAAAGCUCAUAAUAGAGUCAAUAUAACGCAUCUCAAUUGUUCGC
Molecule: messenger RNA, 1762 nt
Organism: Annulohypoxylon truncatum
Lineage: Eukaryota; Fungi; Ascomycota; Sordariomycetes; Xylariales; Hypoxylaceae
Product: alpha/beta hydrolase fold-domain-containing protein
Exons: 2
Coding region: 421-1503 (360 amino acids)
Molecular function (GO): hydrolase activity
Source: RefSeq, a predicted model, not a curated record